AUGGAUCACUUUCGCGAUGUGCCACCAAGAGUCAGCAAAUUUUCGUUGAACUUUUCGAUUGAUGGACUUCCACUGCACAAGAGCACUCGAAAACAGUUUUGGCCCAUAUUAAUGAGCAUUCAAGAAAUGCCGGAAGUUCCAGUAUUGAUGGUUGGCAACUUUUUUGGUGAAUCGAAACCAAAGAGUGUUGAGGAAUAUCUGCGUCCGCUUGUCGACGAGCUAAAUGGGUUGAUGGAUAAUGGCAUUGUAAUAGCCAAUAAGCCAAUCGAAAUACACGUAAGAGCUUUCAUCGCGGACUCACCAGCACGAGCAUUCAUAAAAGGUUCAGUUUACUUCAACCACACACAUGGUUGCCAAAAAUGUACGGUACAAGGAAAAUAUCACAGCGCACACCGAGUUACAUGUUUCCCGGGAAUGGAUCAUCCAGCAAGAACGCAUGAAGAUUUCGUCCAAUCAAAUUACGGAGCACAUCAUCGGGAAAAAACGCCUCUCAUGGAUCUUAAGAACUUUGACAUCAUAAAGCAGAUUAUUAUAGCAGAUCGUUUGCACCUCUUUGACUACGGCGUAACAAGAACAAUGCUGAAAGGAUGGAAAUCAGGCAAAUUAGGAGGGGGUGCCAAGUGGUCUGAAGAAACAAUAAGCAAGAUUGAUGCUUUGCUGAAGGAGGUGGAACUUCCUUUAGAGUUUCAUCGCAAACUCCGUUCUGUUGAAGACAUUGGAUUGUGGAAAGCUAGUGAGUUCCAAAUGUUUCUGCAUUACGCGAGCUUUAUCGUUUUGAAGGAUGUAUUAACAGAUGUACAGUAUGACCAUUUUAUGAAGUAUUACUGUGCGGUAACAUUGUUAUCAUCCGAAGUGUAUAAGAAUGAUUGGCUUGAGGCGAAACGCUUGUUAAGAGAGUUCGUUUUAGAAUAUGGUGUUAUCUACGGCGAACAUUGCAUCACCAGCAACAUACAUAGUUUGUUGCAUGUGUAUGAUGAUGUAGACACAUUCGGCCCGCUUUACACCAUUUCAUCUUAUCCCUUUGAGAGUAAGCUCCAGCAUGUCAAGAACUGUCUUCGAAACGGUCAUAAGGUUUUGGUGCAGGCUGCAAAUAGGAUAUCGGAGCAAAACCCACAUACUGCGUCAUCAAGUACAGCAAAUCUCUCUUUUCCAUUUUUGAAAACCAAAACUAAUGGAGUAGCAUUGCACAUUAAUCGACAAUUAAUUCUUUCUCCUGGUAUUCAGUCCUAUUGGUUUUUGACUCAUGAUAACUACAUAGUUAAAUAUUGUAGCGCAGAACAAAAAUAUUCAACUAUAAUAAUUAAUGGGAUAACAUUCAAUUAUAUAACGGAAACCCACUCGUACUAUAUUUCACCUUUUAUGAAGGAUAUAUAUGAAGAAAAUAUAAGUAACCUUCGUACCGAUGAAAUGGUAUUUUUACCCAGGGAUAUAAAGUGUAAAUUAGUAGCUAUUAAAACUACUGAUAACUGCUUAGUGUUAGUACCCUUUCUCAGGACGUUAACCGAAUAA
Anopheles coluzzii is the source of this 1509-nucleotide messenger RNA. RefSeq lists its product as uncharacterized. NCBI's taxonomy places the organism in Eukaryota, Metazoa, Arthropoda, Insecta, Diptera, Culicidae. The record is from RefSeq and is a predicted model, not a curated record. The coding region runs from base 1 to 1509 and encodes 502 amino acids. The transcript has 3 exons.